AUGCCGAUCGACACGUCCGUUUGGUACAAAAAGCACAUUGGGCCUCGGCUAAGCGCGCCAAUGCAACUUAUCUUGGAAGAAUGGAGCGACAUUCCCAGUGGCGAGCUACAGCGCCAUCUUCAUGCAGUACGCGAUAAAGCCUGGAAAUAUGGUGAGUUUCCCUGCGUUGGGCAGUGGAUGUUUCUCCUGCCAGGCAUCGCCGCGUUUCCCCAAUUCAAGCAUGUGCUGGAGUGCGCGCGCCAAGGGGGCAUCGUAUUAGAUCUCGGCUGCGGACUGGGCCAAAAUCUCCGACUCCUGGCCGCUAAUGGCGCUCCUCCUGAGAGAAUGUGGGCGCUCGAUCUUCGUCCGGAGCUGUGGCAAUUAGGGUACGAGCUCUAUCGAGAUCAUGAACGGUUACCCGCAACAUUCAUUUCGGGCAACUUUCUACAGGAUGAUGAUUGCGAGGGUUUGCUGAAGCUGUAUGCUGAGGUUGAUAUCAUGAUUGCCGGGCAGUUCCUCCAUCUUUUCUCAUGGGAGGGACAAAAACAGGCGGGAAAGCGGAUUGUCGCCCUGUCUAAGCCGGGGACUAUCUUGAUCGGUUAUCAACAGUCGCGGGGACAGGCUCGGGAGUACAUUCGUCCCUGGGGGAUGAUGUUCUAUCAUAACCUCGAGAGCUUUCAGCAAAUGUGGCAGGAGAUUUCCCGCGAGACGAACACCGAGUGGACGGUGGACGCGACAGUGGUGGACUUGGAAGAAUGGGGGAUGCAAGCUGAAGACACUGAAUAG
Molecule: messenger RNA, 765 nt
Organism: Aspergillus oryzae RIB40
Lineage: Eukaryota; Fungi; Ascomycota; Eurotiomycetes; Eurotiales; Aspergillaceae
Product: class I SAM-dependent methyltransferase
Exons: 2
Coding region: 1-765 (254 amino acids)
Source: RefSeq, a predicted model, not a curated record